CUUGUCGCUUCCGGUUUUGUGAAGAUGGCGGCAAACACAUUUGUCAACAACUUCCAAGUAGAAACUGUAAUUAAUCGUUGGGUGGUGGACUAUUAUACGUUUCGAGCACUGGAGUUCUUUCAAAAUGAGCAAGACAAAGACUUCAAUAGGAUUAUAAGUAUACUGGAGCGUGUCUUGGACUGCGAUCGUUUGGAGAACACUGAUAACAUUGCACCGAAGUUUCUAGUACUGCAGUUUCUCUGCCGGAUACAUGAGGGUGAGAGAUUAGACCAGACAUUUGAGCCUGACCCUGAGCAGUCUGAAACACCUCUGGAAUCAGCAUUAAGGGUGCUAGAAAUAAUGAGCAAGGAUAGCAGUCUUCCAAAGCAGGAUUUUGAGAAUGUAUCUGCCUCAAUUAAAGAUAUGAUGGUGAAGGUUUUAAUCAAGAACAGUGAAUUUGAAAGAGCAAAAGAGGUGCUUAAGAAACACUUCCCCAAAUCCAUGGUUGGCAAGAAAGCCAUAUUAAUGGGACUCAUCAGCCAGAAGAAUAAAAUGCAUGAAGUCAUCAAGCAGAUUGACUUCCACAGGUUCAAGCAGGAGAUGUUCGCCUUUUGCCAGACGCUCUGCCCAUUCAAUAACCCCUUUCUCUACAAUGCUGCAAAAUAUGCUAUUGAUAAGAGACUUGCAGAGCAAGGUGAUGAAGCUGUGGGACCCGGACCUCACGAACUGGAUGAAACUGGCCAGUCCUCUAAUCCGCAAAUGAACACCGUCCCGGUUAUACAGCGUAAUCCUGCAGUUAUCUCUAGACCCAGACUGAAGGCAGUCUACGAGGCCUUGGCUCUAUAUUUAAAUGAGAGAUCAUUUGCUCAGUUGGUGGAAGAAGUGGAGAGAGAGGUGGAGGAAGAAAAUGGUUCUUCCCUGCGUCUUUCACCUGCUCCUAAGAAGGGCACCAAUGGUGACCAUUUCAGGGAUAAAGGGCUAUUUCAGAGAGACCCUGGCAGCCCCAUGGAGGCUUCCCCAGCAGACCAGCCACCACAAACAGUUGCUGUUACUCAAGCACAGGCAGAUAAACUCUCUAAGAAACCCUCCAUGUGGAAGGAAAGUGGGCCUUACACCAUAGACCGUCUGGUGUGCGGGCCAGACAGCCAGUUGAGCACAACAGCUACUCAGAACCUGCAGAUGGAAGUCAGAACAGAAGAACCAGCACAGUCACCAGCUAAAUCCAACCAAAAAGACGCACAGUGCCCACUAACGGACCAUGAGGUUACCAGAUCCACACAGGACCUUCCCAAACGAACCAGCAAAAACUCCUGCAGAGCCUCCAUCACAAUCAUAGAGUCAUCAGACAGUGAGAAGGAAGCACACAGGUCCAGCUCCUCUUUCAAAAUCCCAGUGCAGAACCCUUGUAACAAGCAAGCCAUCGUUCUCCUCCACAAGGUUUCAGGUACUACAAACAACAUCACAGAUUCUUCAUCAGACAGCGAGUCCACUCUGCAUUUUUCUGACCCUGUCCCUCACACGAGCUCCACGCCUCACAAGGACCUUACUCGAGACAAAGGUCGUCCCCUUUCCAAAUGGCGAAAACUAUGGAAUGAAGCAAAGGAGAGUAAGGAAACCUGGAGCGACGAUGAGUUAUCGGUCACCUCCAGAGAGAACAGAUCGAACGAGAGCACCAUUUCAAACUCGGGCCACAGGAGGAGGAAAUGGACUGCGACAGAAACACAGAAGUUGAAAGAUGGGGUGAACAGAUUUGGAGAAGGCAACUGGAGUAAGAUCAAGUCUUAUUACAACUUCAAAGAUCGAACCAACAUCAACCUGAAGGACAGAUGGAGAACAUUAAAGAAUUCUAAAUUAGUCUGAGAGUUUCAAGAGAACACUAUACUAUGGAGAGUUUUCCCACGUUCACGUUUAUUUAGUUCUUAAAUGUAUUGUAUUAUUUUCUAAAGUGGGUUAUUUUUGUUGGUGUAUCACUAAUAGUCUUUAAUUUAAUCAUGUUUAAAGGUGUUUCAUCCAGUAAAUGUUCAGA
Molecule: messenger RNA, 2005 nt
Organism: Monopterus albus (swamp eel)
Lineage: Eukaryota; Metazoa; Chordata; Actinopteri; Synbranchiformes; Synbranchidae
Product: telomeric repeat-binding factor 2
Exons: 12
Coding region: 25-1839 (604 amino acids)
Biological process (GO): telomeric loop formation; protection from non-homologous end joining at telomere; negative regulation of telomere maintenance via recombination
Cellular component (GO): nucleus; chromosome, telomeric region; shelterin complex
Molecular function (GO): protein homodimerization activity; G-rich strand telomeric DNA binding; double-stranded telomeric DNA binding
Source: RefSeq, a predicted model, not a curated record